UUGAAUUAUUUAUUUGAAACCUAAAACAUGAAUUUUAGAAAAUAUUUAUAAUAAAUGCAGAUAAAAAGUAUUUAAAAAUAUCAAAAAGUAUGGUUAUUUGAGAGACGCUAAAGUUAUUUGUUUUGCAAAAUUUUUGCAAGUUUGGGGUGGCGCAGUUUGUAACAGUAGCAAUAAUGAUGUAUUUGGUCGUAUGCUGUUUGUUGAUAUUAUUUAAAUUUUCACACGGCUCGUUUGAGACAAGGCUAGAAGCGAUAAAAUAUGAGAAGAGUCAAAGACCUUUUUAUGGCACUGGUAAUGUCAAUGUGACUGUGCAAAUAUUUGUUUAUCUUAUUGGACCCAUCAAUGAAGUUGAUUUUACUUUUGAAAUUGGAUUUUACUUGCGACAAUGGUGGGUAGAUCCAAGACUGGCAUUCAACAACACAUCAGAGAUUUUUCAUGCUACCACGUUGGAUCAUUUGAUCUGGAUUCCUGAUACAUCAGUUUAUCAUUCGCGCGAAGUACGUAUAUUUGAAAAUGCAGUACGAGCGAUAAUUAAACCCUCUGGUGCGGUGUAUUAUAGUCGAAGGUUAACGUCGAAAAUACAUUGUCAUAUGGAUUUGACCUUUUAUCCAAUGGAUACUCAAGAAUGUCAUCUUACGUUUGAAAAUUAUGCUUUCACAACAAACCAAGUAAACAUAUCAUGGCACAAAAUACCAAUUGUGAGAAGCACAAUGCUAGAAUUGAAUGGCUAUAGCCUAAUGGGCAUAUCAAGCAACACUAUUUUAAAACCAUCUCUCGUUGGAAACAAAACAACAUACUUCAAACUUUUGCAAUCACGGUACACCGUAAAGAGAUCUUACAUGAAUCAUAUUUACCGAACUUUUAUCCCAUCUUCAUUACUACUAAUAUUCGCAUUUGGAUCAUUUUGGGUUCCCGACACUGCUGUUCCAGCUCGUAUGGGAAUGAUUGUGACAAGUUUCUUAUCAAGUACGUUUAUAUUACAAGGAGUAAGUGAUACAACGGUGAUGGUUUCAUAUACAACCCCGAUGCAAAUGUUUCUUCUUAUCAAUGUUGUGUUAAUUGUUUGCUGCAUGAUUCAGUAUUUAAUCGUGUUGAAGGGAAGAUCUAAUCAGCUUCAUUCUAAUCCCACCUGCUUUGAAAAUGAAACAGUCGAAGAAUGCGAUAAGGUGGAAACAGAAAAAUGCGAUGUCAGUAUUAGACCAUCAAGUGGAACACAAAUUGUUCAUAUUGUCGACAAAAUAUCGCGGAUUAUUUUUCCAGUACUCUAUGCUGCUUUUUGUGCUACAUUCUUUGGAUAUUACUUCAAACAGUAAUCACAGAUGGUGUCAAAAUGUAUAUAUUAUCAGCUUCGUGUGUGUGUUCACAACAUUUUGCUAGGCAGAUAAUAGGGUUGCUCGAAAAAAGACAUAGGCGUAAUGACUAAGAUAAAUAAUUUUAAUUAAAUUUUACAAAAUUUGUAUUUAAAGUUUCAUGGCUUAGAAAAACUUUUUUAUUUCUGCGCUAGGUUAGUGCUAGGUUAGCACUCUAUGCUGUGUUUUUGAAUAAAAAAACGGUUGAAAAAAACUCGAUAAAUAAAAGUGGGGAGACAAAGUAUUAGACUCAAAGCUCAAUAUUCUAGAGACGUAGCUAAAUUGUUUCCUUUCUUUCUUUUUUCUUAUUUGAAAAAGUAGACUGACCAUGUAGGUACUUAAAAAAAAUUACAUAGAAAAAAAACAAAGAAAACUAAAAUAAUAUCAAUAAAAAGCCAGGAAAACUAGAAAAACGAUUGCUUCUAACAAUUACCCGAUAUUAAAACUCGUUUAAACGUGUUUUAAUAUCGGAUCGUCAAUUCGGUUAACCAGAAGAUUCAAAAGUUACAUACAGUACAUUCUAACUAUCUCUAUAGUAGAUAGAUAGAGCGGAUAAAUAUGGUCGAGAUAGUCCACCAGAGAAAAGAUAGAGGAAGAGAAAACCAAUAAGGGAACAAAAUAUUUGUCCGAGAUAAGAAGUUAAAGACAUAGGGUAUUCGAGAUGGAGGGAUCCACUUACAUGGAUGUUGAAGUUACGUUUUUAUUAUAUAUUUAGUUUGUAAUUAUAAAAAAAUAAUAUUCUUUUUUAAUAA
Molecule: messenger RNA, 2101 nt
Organism: Hydractinia symbiolongicarpus
Lineage: Eukaryota; Metazoa; Cnidaria; Hydrozoa; Anthoathecata; Hydractiniidae
Product: gamma-aminobutyric acid receptor subunit rho-1-like
Exons: 8
Coding region: 174-1313 (379 amino acids)
Biological process (GO): monoatomic ion transmembrane transport; chemical synaptic transmission; nervous system process
Cellular component (GO): membrane; neuron projection; synapse
Molecular function (GO): neurotransmitter receptor activity; extracellular ligand-gated monoatomic ion channel activity; transmembrane signaling receptor activity
Source: RefSeq, a predicted model, not a curated record